AUGUCCAGCUCGGCGUUCUCUUCGCCUUCGGCACCCAUGCGCUGCGACGUGUAUGAUGCACCUAUCACAGCAAUUGUGUGCUCUGGCAGCCGUGGUGAAGUGUACUUUGCCGCGGGGAACACCGUUCACUGCAGUCGGACGGAUUCGUUAACCUGCAGCACAUCGGUAAGCGAGCCGCAAGCUUCUUCCACCACCGUGCGCUUUGCCACAGCACCGCCGGGCACAACCAUCAACGAAAUUGACGUGGCGCACCCAUCGUCGCCACGACCAAUCGUGUUCAUGGGUGCGGCAGAUCGUGUGCUUGCCCAAUGCGGCGCAGCUGACGAUCCGUCAAGGUACUCAUGCAGUAUCGUUCUCCAUGCCGACGAAGCCCGUGUCCUGCGCAUCGUAGUGGAUGAGCGGAGAGGUGUCGUGCAUGUGCUCACCGCCUCCAAUGAUUGGUUCUACGGAGCUUUGGACAACAUUGCGCAGGCGCUACGCGCGCAGACGACCUCCAGCCACUACGACGUGUCAGCUCGCUGCGCGUUUGCACGCGUUAGCGGCCCGCGGCUAGGCGUCGUGCUCGCCGCGGAUUGUCUAGUGCAGCAUCCGCUCUUACCAGAGGGGCGUGAAGGUGACGUCACUGGGGUGCCGGAAGGGAUGGCGGGUGUGUCAUGCCGGCUGUUUUCCGCCACAUAUGCCGGUGAGGUGGUAGAGUGGGAGGCUGAGGAGCAGGAUGAGUGUGUAAGAGUGGCUUACACAGAGUCACAGCAGCUGCGCGGGCAGUGUGCGCGGUCGUGCUAUGUUGUGUCUCGUGUGCAGGCCCAUCCGAGCGGCUGCGCCAUCUUCUCAGUUCGCGCGAAGGCAACGUAUUCCAUGUUGUGCGGCACUGGCAGUGCGCAGGACGACGCCACAGUGCUCACGCGCGUGCACCUCGUUACCUGCAGUGACGAUCGGUCUGUGGCGCUGUAUGAGCGACGCGGUUCAAUCGCAUCCACUAGCAAACACUUGGAUAGGAGUGCAGAGCCGCAGGAACGCGACUGGGUGCUGCUGUGGCGUGGGAGCGGUGCUGGCUUUGCCCGCAGUCGCAUUUUCGACGUCGCUCUGCACGCCGCAUCGUGGCCGUAUGCGACAGAGGGCCCUGAGCAGCCUUGGCGAAGCUGCAUCGUGUUCGUUGGCGUCGCCGGCGAGGAUGGCGCCGUGCAGGUGGUCGAGGUGAACGCCAGGGAGGACGGUGACUUGGUUACGUGGCCCUUGCGCCACCGGACUCAGUCUGACCGCUGGAGGGCUGCUGCAACGCCUCGUCUCGUACGCCUCCAUCAGCACCGCGGCCACGGUGCGUAUCGCGUGGCCUUCUCCACCUCCUCGCCGCAUUCUGUUACGCUCAUCUCUGGUGGCUUCGACGGUGCGGUGUUUGCCCACACACUGUCGUCCGCGCUGCAGCACGAGACAUGUGACAUGGGCAGAGCGGUGCAGCUGCGACUACACGACGUAAUGCUGCAACCACCGAUUUUGGCGACAGCAAAGGACUGCGACGGCGACACCAUCGAACGUGAGGAGUUGCUGCAGCUACAUCCCUCAUCAAGCUCAUCGGCAAAGGAGACGGAUCAGGUGCGCUCGGUGCACGUGGACGGCCGUGGGCUUUUACUCGCCUGCACGAGCCGUGCCUUGUGUGUGCUGUGCGCCGAUACAUCAGCGCACAGCUGGUGGAUUGCUCUGCCCACCGGCGCAUUGCGACGGCGCUGUGGAGUGGCCGGGGAUGAGUCCGCCUUGGACUGGGGUGUGGCAGCAACAUUGGAGAGCGCCGUCGCACGGUGCUGCGUAUCCUCUGCGAGGGGGCCGCAGCUUUCGUCCGUUGGGUGCGCCUUGGUCGGAACGACAGCUGGUGUCCUGUGCGCCGUGCCAUACUGCUACACCCAAGCAGAACUCGGUGGCUCCUUACCUGUGGCCUCGUUCGCGGCAGCGCACGCCAGCCGGCCAGAUGGGGACGCGUUACCGUUCACGUCAGCUCUGCAGGCGUUUGGCAAAAUCACCCGAGUGUCCGUUGCUCGGAUGCACGAAGGCAACUUCGGCGCCAGCACGCACGCUUUAAGCGGUGACGACGAUGCAACAGCACGCCACUCGACUGACGCCACUACGAGCGAGUUUGUUGUGGCGACGAAUCACGUUUAUGGCACCAUUGUGCUCUCGAGGCUUCUGCUAACCUUGUGUCAUGCUUGCAGCAGUGGGGGGUGCUCCAUUUCGGGUGAUGGGGCCGUUGGACUUUGCGUGAGCGCCGUGUGGCACACGCUCAUCGUCUACAGUGACUGCCCCGGACCUCUCACGACGGCCUUGUCGCUGAUGCCUAUCCGCUGCGGCCGGUAUGAUGCAGGCGAGAGCAACGACGACGGCUGCGGCUGUCGGGAUGGUAACGUGGCUAUUUCGCUCUGGCUUCUCGUUGGGGAUAGGAAGGGGUGCCUCUUGGGAACGCGAUACGAGGUAAUGAACCGCGCCCUUGAGUCGGCGGCCAAUCCACUUGAUUCUCACGCACUGCCUCUUGCUACCUCCCUGAAGGCGGUAGCCGCGGUUCACCGCUACGUCUUUGCCGAGCACCUGCACACUGCCAUUUCUGCUCUCUGUGCCGAGAACUGCAGCUCUGCGACCUCUGUCGAUGGUGCGUGCGUGUCAUCAGACACUCUCAUCACAGUUGCUGGAACCGGUGGUGUGAUGGAAUAUGUGUAUCUGCAUGCCUCGACCUCUUCGAGCAAGGGUGAAGCAGUGGGGUCGUCUCCGCUGCCUUCGCGCGCGAGGGAACCUUUGCGCCUUCCCUUUGAAGUUUCCUCUGUGCUCUCCGUGUCACCGUGGUUGUGGGUGGUGCAGUGCGGCACGACUGUUUCGAUCCUUCAUCGCAUCCCGGGGCAUUCGUCGUGGGUGCCGGUGGGCAGCUGCGACGGGGUUCGUGCUCCACGACUGCUGACCGCACGCGUCGUUGCCGCCUCUCCUGCCGGUAGCCCAAUGGCGUUCUUCGCGCAUUGCUCCGACGGUCGAACCGUGGAGCGGAUGAUGGUGAAACCAGGCCCCAACGCAUUGCUGCAUCCAGCGCUUUCACCCUGUGGUGCCCAAACAACUCUUGUGCACGGGGUAGGCUUCCCAGGCAAGGACUACAACUGCGUGGCGUACGCACCAGCGCCACUUCACUGUCUUUUGAUGGGUAAUGAAGACAGUAGCGUCGCCUUGUAUCCGGUUCUGGCUGCGAGCUCCGGCAUGGGGGUGUCUAAUAUGCAUUCGUUGUUUGGUUGUCUGCUCACUCCGCUGAAUGUGUGUGGUGCCCAUCACUCGAACAUACUGGCAAUGACCGUGCUUCCCCGCACCGAGGCGGAUGCGUUGCGGUUUGUUUCGGUGGGCGGUGGUGCCAUGGUGAACUUGUGGUCCGCUGGUCUGAUUCCCAGCCCCCUGCAGCUGCUGGACUGGUGGUGCGGCAGUGGCGCCCCGUCGCCGCACAACACCGCGACAUCGCCGACGGAUGGCGCUCCGUCACUUGAUGUGAAGAGUGAAGGUGCGUCGUGUGAGCCUCGCAUCAGCAGCGCGCGCUUUCAGAGGCGGCGUGAAAAGAAAGUUGUUGCUGCGUCUACGUCGCUGACGCUCACAGACCGCAUCCCACGAUUUAUGGCAGUGACGGCGUUGAGCUCGACGGACAUCGCUGUCGGCAGCAGCGACGGAACUGUUCUCUUCUUCCGCGUGCACGACGACAGAGGCGCGAAAUGCGGAUCGCCGCAGCCAACAGGGACCAUGCUGCAGCUGAGAUGGCAAGGGGUGCUGAACACGGAGCGGCCGAAGCCGGUCAUGUGUCUAAGUAGCACAGACGACGGUGACCGAGACGCGUUGACACGCUCCUUAAACGUCGACCGCGCAUCACGGUUUGUGGUGGCUGGGGACACAAAUGGAGUUGUGUACGCAGUCGACGCCGCAUUACACGUCGUACGCGCACACACGCGACUGGAGCAGUCGUGCGUGAAUGCGAUCAGCGAGCUGCAGCGGGUGCUGACCGUGUCACCAUCUGAUGCAGACGCGGCACGGCACCAGUGGCGGUUCGCGGCGCUGCACGAUUCUGGGGUUGUGCAUUUGAUGGCACUGGAGGUUUCUGCGGCGCAAGACGGGAACAUUCAGACUGCUGAGCUGCGUCGGCUCUGCAGUGCGUCUACUGGCCUGACAGCAGGGAGGAGUGCGCAUUGGCCUGCGCAGUCACUACCGCUUGUUGUAGUGACCGAGGAGCACAUCAUCGAGUUUGAUCCAGAGGCGGCGCAGCGCGGGAAAUUGCGUCAUUUGCGUAUGCAGCGGGUGAGUGUGCGCUGCGUAAGCGGGGCCGCGCUGGUGAGCGAGGCAUCCGGCAGUAAGCAGCUGCCACCUCGAUCACGAGUGGCCGUCGUUGGCCAGGGGUUCGAGCUCGUUGGUUGA
This is a messenger RNA of Leishmania mexicana MHOM/GT/2001/U1103, 4413 nucleotides long. RefSeq lists its product as hypothetical. Gene Ontology annotation, molecular function: protein binding. Bases 1 to 4413 code for a protein of 1470 amino acids. Gene Ontology annotation, cellular component: cytoplasm. The record is from RefSeq and is a predicted model, not a curated record. The transcript has a single exon. Lineage: Eukaryota; Euglenozoa; Kinetoplastea; Trypanosomatida; Trypanosomatidae. Gene Ontology annotation, biological process: tRNA methylation.